CCCUAACAGCUUCUACCCAAACAAGUUUUCAUUGGCAAAAUUAAAAAAAAUUAAAUACAAACUUGGACACCAGCAAACAGGCCAAUGUAUCGAAGAAAAACAAGCAAACAAUAAGGAAACACAAAUAUGUUUGGGUUUGUCAAACAUCUAUUUAAAUUCCAGUUCCUUUUCAUUUUGGCAGCUGUGUUGGCUGGCCUCUAUCACACGGAAAUAAAACAGUUUGCAAACAGGCAUGCGGCCAACUAUGUGGACAACGCUGAUGGUGAGACGGUUUCGCUUCAGUUCAAAGCUGCCAACGAAGCGAUGCUGCUUACACCGGCCGAACUUUCCAAAUACAAUGGCGAGGAUGGACAGCCCAUCUAUCUGGCAUUGCUGGGAUCCGUGUUCGAUGUUACGCGCGGCAUCAAGCACUAUGGCACCGGCUGCAGCUAUAACUUCUUUGUGGGUCGCGACGCCUCUGUGGCGUUCAUAAGCGGCGAAUUUGAGGAGUACGAUCCGCAGACUGCCGACGAUGUGCUCAGCCUCAAACCGAACGAUCUGCUUGGUUUGGCCAAUUGGAAGGAGUUCUACGAGAAGGAAUACAUCUACAAGGGGAAGCUGAUUGGACGUUUCUACGAUGAACAGGGUGAACCGACGACAUAUCACCACAAGUACUUGGCGCUCUUCGAGCAGGCUCAGAUAGCGAAGGCUGCUGUGGACGAGAUGCGCUUAAAGUAUCCCGGCUGCAACAUCGAGUGGUCGGAGGCCAAGGGAACGCGUGUGUGGUGCACCACCACGAGCGGCGAUGGCAAGGAGCGAGCCUGGACCGGCUAUCCACGAAAGCUAUACAGCCCCGGCAAUACAAAUUUCAAUUGCGCCUGUGUACCCGAAUCGGAACUAGACCAAAUAGACACCGAAGGCAAGGCGGCUCAUGGCGACGCAAUGUUCAAGGCAUACGACAACUGUGCCUCGCGGGCCAAGGAGUGUUUCUACAGGGUGUAAUAAACGUAGGCGAAAAAGGUUGAAGUGUAAAUAUUGUA
Drosophila guanche is the source of this 1019-nucleotide messenger RNA. RefSeq names its product neuferricin homolog. The transcript has a single exon. The record is from RefSeq and is a predicted model, not a curated record. Gene Ontology annotation, cellular component: membrane; endomembrane system. Lineage: Eukaryota; Metazoa; Arthropoda; Insecta; Diptera; Drosophilidae. Bases 127 to 981 code for a protein of 284 amino acids.